AUGAGCCCAAGUCUUCGAACUCGCAUCAAGGAAGAAGAUGAAAGUAGUAGCGCCGAUCUCGCGAGGGAAUUCGAAGGUCUGAAGGUCGAGCACGAUGGUCGAAUAUCUUUUCACGGCCCGACUAGUUUGUUUCAGCUUCCCAGCGGUGCUCUCAACGAGGCAGCCUCGACAUCUCGUCUUGCCGUGCAGCACGAAGCUCGAAAGGAAAGGCUGAUCAACAAUGCGUGGCGGGAAAGGGCGUUCGAACAGAUGGCUACUAUGCCAGAACCGUUCCAAUAUCUCCUCGACUCACACUGGUGUUGGAUCCAGCCGCUCUUCAACUUCGUCUAUCGACCAGCAUUUACUCGCGAUAUGAAGAUAAACGGUCCAUACUAUUCAGAUGCUCUUCUCAAUGCGAUCCUCUCCCAUUCGGUCCGGUGGUGCAAGUCCGAACCAAGAAUCGGCCAUAUCCUCGAUUCGUUUGAUGGCGGUGCACAGUUCUCCCAUCGCGCCGUCUCUGGUCUGUAUGAUUCGCUCAAAGUUGGUCAUCUCGGUAUCCCGACUAUUCAAACACUGCUCCUGCUCAGUGCGCAAGAGUGCGGUAGAGGAAAUCGGUCACAGGCUUGGCUGUACAGCGGCAUGGCUUUUCGAAUGCUGGAAGAUUUAGGAAUAUCCAUCGACAGCCGCAAGUACUCGGACUCCGCCCACUUGAGCGACGAAGAUAUCGAGAUCCGGAACCGCCUCUUCUGGAGUUGUUACUUUUGGGAUAAAAUGGUUUCCCUAUACUUUGGCCGAUCGCCUACGAUGCAGCACUCGCGAGUUAGUCCGCCACGGACAGUAUUGGACGACACUUCGGAGAUCGAAAUCUGGACGCCGCAUGGCGUUGUCUUCCCGGACGGUGCUCAUUAUCCUCCGACUCAGGCUCACUCCACGUCCUGUUUCAUGAAAAUGUGCGGAUUGGCGGAGGUGCUCAAUCAAAUCUUGAUUCACAUCUAUGACCCUAUAAGGCAAGUGUCAGAGGCAGAGUUCUACAAUUGUGUGAUCGAGCAGGCUAGGAAUCUAGCUGAAUGGUGGGAUGAAUUGCCCGAUUAUUUGAAACUGGUGCCUACAAGCCUUCCUCCGUACUCUCCGCCGAGCCACAUAGUUAUCUUAAAGUACGCGACCCUCACCUUCUACUAUAUUGUUCACGCACUUACCAUGCCCUCACUCCAAGAAUCAUACGAUAAGAGCCAUCUUGUCCAGUGCAUGACAUCUGCAACAGCAAUCUUGUCUCUAUUUGAUCUAUAUCGUCGCACAUUUGGCGAUGCCCAUGUUGUGCUCUCACUUUCCUAUAGUCUCGAACCCUGGCUGCAACAACAACAACAGCAGCAUCAGCAAUUCCACACCCCUUCGACUUUCAGUGAUACCUCCCGUCAUGUCUCCCCGUCUCAUCAACCAUCCCCCGAUGCCUCAUCUAUAGCUGCCUCCGUCGCCCCAUCAGGCGUGAACACAUCGUUCCUUCCGGGAUAUUCCUUCCAACAGCCCGUCGCAGAUUUCGAGCUUUCACAAACAGGUGUUCCUCAAAUGGCCGGGGCCCAUCUUCUGGAUGGAAUGCCCAACGCAUUAAUGACGCUAGAUAAUCCCGGCUCGUAUGAGAUUACGCCGGAGGUCUUUGAAGCAUUUUCAUAUGCUGAGCCUAUUACGACUAAUAUGACUCCUGCAUUUGAGCCUCGAUUAGGGUAG
Molecule: messenger RNA, 1701 nt
Organism: Aspergillus oryzae RIB40
Lineage: Eukaryota; Fungi; Ascomycota; Eurotiomycetes; Eurotiales; Aspergillaceae
Product: putative C6 transcription factor
Exons: 6
Coding region: 1-1701 (566 amino acids)
Biological process (GO): DNA-templated transcription
Molecular function (GO): DNA binding; zinc ion binding
Source: RefSeq, a predicted model, not a curated record